Molecule: messenger RNA, 4041 nt
Organism: Phytophthora infestans T30-4
Lineage: Eukaryota; Oomycota; Peronosporomycetes; Peronosporales; Peronosporaceae
Product: SpoU rRNA Methylase family
Exons: 1
Coding region: 1-4041 (1346 amino acids)
Biological process (GO): tRNA methylation
Molecular function (GO): tRNA (guanine) methyltransferase activity; RNA binding
Source: RefSeq, a predicted model, not a curated record
AUGGUGCUGGAUACGUGGGACCCACUACAGACGACAUUCCCUCAAGAACUUCUCUAUAUAGUCUGUGUCAUGAUACCCACGGCCCCACUCGAAACUAUUGCAGACGUCAAGCUGCAAAAACUACUCUGUUUUGCCCUUCGCCACAACGACCCACUGCUGCGCAAGCAGGGGCUUCACAUUCUCAAGAUCGCCUUCUCUCACUGUGCUAUGGCGUCAAAGGAAGACAACCAACCAUGGAUAAACACGUGGCAGAGCUUUCUCACGGCUUCAGAAGUCAUUCAGAUGCAUCACGAACAGCAUCUGAUUGAGCAGGUUUGGCCGCAAGUAUCAGGUCUAUUAAAGAGCUACUUGAUCGUUGAUUCAGCCAACCAACAGAGGAGUGAGCAGUGGCCUGUACAGCUGACGUUCGACUGGAUGCAGAGUCUCUUGGUGCGUUUAUUCGCCCAUGACAACCCCGUCGUCAAGCGGUUAUUUAUCUCGAAGUUUAUGGAAACAUGUGUGGAGAAUUGGAGAUUGUGGGACCAAAACAGUACUCCCAACGACGUGGAUCAUCAAGCUUCUUUCUCCUGCGCGCCUGCUUUCCAGCAAUUCGUACUUAAUAACGUGUUACGUGCGUGCAACAACCCCAUGCUGUACAAGCAAGCACAUCGUGCCCGUUUCCAGGCGUUGGUUGCUGACUUCUUGGCAUCUUUUCUCGCUUCUCAAAGCCGGAAUGAACGUGUAUUGGAUGUUUUUGUUGCUGCUAUUGAAGAAGCGAUUUUUGGACAAGACGCAGACAGCCACUCGCCCGAAGCGCUGUUGAGUAUGCUGCAAGUAUUCCAGUCUCCUCAUUUAAAACGUACAGUCUUGUCGACGUCGAAAAUGACUCUAAGCGAUGCAGCAGUUGAGCGCCUUCGGUUCUUGCUGGACGUGCAUGCCAUGCAGUCGUUCUCACAAGCGAUGCGGACGAAAAUGCUUCGUGCGUUGUGCCACGCGCUCACUGGAGGCUUCGUGAGUGUCUCGUCACUGUCGCUGCUGACAUUAGCUCGUGUUCUUUGCGUCUUCCCCACGAGUACCUUAGUGGCAGAUGAUGGUGAGGCGCUAGUGCGUUUUCUAGCGUGGAUGAAUGUUUCCUCUGGUGAGAGCAAACACGCUCUGGCAACUGCACUCGGAACAUACUUGAAGCCACGAGUGGAAGGCAGAUUUGAGGAUUCUCUGAGCUCGACUCAACUGGCGAGAUUGCUGCUUUUAACAGCAGAAAACAGAAGUGCACCAGAAACUUACUAUCAAGAAGCGUCAUACCAUAUUUCGAAGACGCACAUUGUGUUGCGUGCUCCAAUCAGUAAGUUGCUGUGCGAGACUUCGACAGAAGAGUUGGAUAUCGCGCGGCUUGUGCUUUUGGUUGCCAAGUUAGAAGAGCAAGUUCAGGAUCUCGUGGAUUGUCCGUCACAAGGUCUUACGUUCUUGUUCGAACGCGAGUCUUUUUAUGACGGACAAGUCAACUGUUUGUAUCUGUUUAAAUCUGCUAUGACAGUCGUCCGGAGCUGGCUGGAAAAGCAGUCAGGGGAUGACGAAAUGGGAGAUAUCAUGGAGCUCGUUGCAUCUGAUGUCUAUGUGGCUACACAAAUGAGUACAAACACGAUGGUUUCGGCUGGAAAGAUGGACGAGAUGAACGCCCUGGAUGCUCUUUGUGAAGAGCUUAAGAUCGUCAUGGCUUCCGCUGAUCGAAAUGUGUUCGACUUGGCUUUAGCGGCGAAGUCUUUGUCCAUUAUUGCCACCAACGCUGCCGCUAUCGACUCUCUACGUGCGUUUGAAAGUGAGCGUAUUCUCCCGCUGCUCUUAGCGCUGGACACAAGUCGACGUUACAGUGGGAAGCUCGACGCGCGUUGUGCUGUCAGUUUGGCUGCCAGCAAGUGGAUUCUAUUGCAUCGCGUCGUGAAAUCCUCGUCUUUCAUCGACACGAAACUACUUCGAGCGACCUAUGACGCGUGUGUCGAGGCGUUGCCCACUGCCGGCAUGGACCCUUCGGCGUUGAUUCAGAUGGUCAACGUGCUGUCUCUCACGCUGGCACAACUGGCUGGGUCACUGGUCCAGGCCUCGAAGGAUAUUGAUAGUUUGUUAGAGGAAAUCUGGACGGCGUACAACGACAGCAAGGCCAAGCCUGACACCCUCACUCGAGCUGUCGUGACGUGUAUGUUCCAGCCAGUAUUCCUGCUGCGAGCUGAGCUGACUUCGACGAUGAAGCUCUGGCUGGCAGGGUUUAUCCGCUUUGGCUCGAGACACAGACCCAAUGUGGUCUUCCACUUGGCGUGUCGCUUAUGUCAAACGUGGCGUGCACACCCAGUGUCGGCUCUGUCCUUUGUAGACGAGCUGGUGGAGCUGCUGCUGUAUAAGGAACCUUUGAUCGACGAGAAGGAGCAGCUGGCAACGGAUGCGGGUGCUCCAUUCCAAGGAUUCCAAGGCUAUUCUCCUCUCGAUGGCAACCAGACAGCAGCGGUCACGACCCACGCCAAGGACAGAUUUGUGCGGCUUGUCAUGUUGAGCUUCGUGGACGACGUCGCUGUCGACAAGAGCUCGUCCAGUAACGAUACGCAGCAGCUCUUUGAUGCUCUGACAGCUCGACUUCUGAAGCUCAAUGUGACGCCUGAGUGGCAGAAGCAACACAUGCUCAACAGCGAUGGGUUCGGCAAGAAACUGCGCUCCUGGCAGGCUCUCUGCAUCGUCAGUGCACACGUGACCAAGUCGCAGCUGACAGAGUUGCUUCCUACUCUAGCUACUGCAUUUGCUGUGCCUCAACUGCCCAGUGUUCGCUACUACAUGGAGCUGUUCGGUAUGCGGAUGGCUGCCAAGUUCCCAACGGAGAUUUGCUCUGGCGUGUUGCUGCCCAUGCUUGGCGAUGCGAAUCUGAUGCCACAAGUGGGCGCUUCACUGUUACUUGUGUCGGCGUAUUUGGUGGACACCAAGCUGGACGACAACAGUCUUGACGUCGACUGUGGAGAACUGCUGGAGAUCAUGUUGCCGUGGUUGAAUACGUCUCAUGGCUACACUCGCGUACUGGCUCAGUAUCUUCUGGCCAAGGUGCUUCCUCGCCACAUCCACUACUUGAAACAAAGCUCUAAAGACACUCCAGGUCUCCGCUUUCUGGAGGGCACGGCGCGUUAUCUGAGCAACAACAAGGAGUGCAAGCGAAUGCUACGACGUCAAGCUCGACAACUGGACGAGUUCCACCCGGACUACGAGAGUUCGUUGCUGGGGAUGCUCUCUUCUGGCUUCAUUAGCGAGUUCGGAGAGCUCUUACCUCGUGACGACGCUCUGCGCUUCAGUGAACAGCUCAAGACUGCCAUGAACGAGCUCUACGCGCAGUACCAGCUCGAGAACUUUCCUCCAACUCCUUCAGAGCAGAAGAGCAGCAUGGAGACGGAUAGCGUAAGUGGAAUCCUCACUGUGCAGCGUAAAAUUGACACGACGGCGCUGCUGCUGGUGGACAGUGCGCUCCCUGCAGCGAUGCGUGCCGACUUUGACGCAGCACGACGUGGAGCGACGCUGAACGCCCGUCAACGACCUCGACAGCCUCUUAUCAUGUGUGCAAGCUUGGUGGACAAGGUCCCGAAUCUGGCUGGACUGGCACGGACUUGCGAGAUCUUCAACGCUCAGAAACUGGUCGUGCCGAACCUGCGGAUGACGCAGCAGGACGUCACGUUCGUGAAUGUCAGCGCCACGGCUCACAAGUGGAUGCCACUGGAAGAAGUGCGACCUCAAGGUGACGAUUUACGACGAGCACUUGUGCGAUGGAAGCGCGAGGGCUACACGAUUGUGGCAGUGGAGCAAACGGCGUCCAGUGUGAGUCUCGCGAGCUACACGCUGCCCCGUAAGAUGGUGCUGGUGUUGGGGCGAGAGAAGGAAGGGAUCCCGGUCGAAGUGCUGCAGCUUGUCGACGUGUGUGUGGAAAUCCCCCAGUUUGGACUGGUACGCUCACUGAAUGUGCACGUGAGCGGGGCUCUGGUGCUGUGGGAGUACACGCAGCAGCAAUUAAUGUCUGGAGCGCUCGAGUCGACUCUCUAG